Molecule: messenger RNA, 840 nt
Organism: Exophiala bonariae
Lineage: Eukaryota; Fungi; Ascomycota; Eurotiomycetes; Chaetothyriales; Herpotrichiellaceae
Exons: 2
Coding region: 1-840 (279 amino acids)
Source: RefSeq, a predicted model, not a curated record
AUGGCUGUGAACAAGAAAUUGAAGCCCAUCUCUGGCAGGCUUCAGGAUAAAAUCAUUGUCAUUACUGGCGGGGCUGGCAACAUUGGGGUGGUCACUGCACAACGCUGUCUUCUCGAAGGGGCGAAGGUGGUCUUGAUUGACCUCAAUGAGACCCAACUUAAUGUCGCAAAAACAACUCUGAGCGCGGGUUGCAAGUCUUCCAUCGAAUCUCCCCAGGAGAGGAUAUUAGCAAUCAAAGCAGACGUCACCGAUGAGUUGCAAAUGGAGAACGCAUUGAAGCAAAGUGUUGCCACUUUUGGAGGCCUCGACACCUGCUUCCUCAAUGCGGGUAUAUCAUACCAGGCAACACCCCUACUGGAUACAAGUGUGGAAUUAUUCGACCGUUGCAUGAACGUCAAUACCAAGUCCGGCACGCUUGAAGACUUACAUGCAGAAGCAUUCAUCGGGCUAAAACAUGCCGGAAGGAUCAUGAGAGACAGUGGUAGUGGACAAGGGAGCAUCAUUCUGGCAUCAUCAGCCGCUGGGCUCAUCGCUCGUCCCGGCAUGACUGCAUAUGGCUGCUCAAAGCAGGCACUGCGAAGCCUUGCAAUGUAUGGUGCUGCCGAGUUGGGCCAAUAUGGAAUUCGAGUCAACACGGUACACCCCUGUGGCGUAAAUAGUCCAAUGUUCCUGGACUGCUGGCCGGAGCAUAAGAUCAAAGAGAUGCUAGCAGCCCUACCUUUGGGUCGGUUGGCUGAAGCAGACGACAUAGCGGCUAUGGUCACCUUUCUCGCCAGUGAUGAUGCUCAGUUUUUGACAGGAGGGACUUUCAAAGUGGACGGAGGCCAAGCGAAUUACUAG